This is a messenger RNA of Morus notabilis, 2466 nucleotides long. Its product is annotated as beta-galactosidase 16. The transcript has 19 exons. Gene Ontology annotation, cellular component: vacuole; cell wall. The record is from RefSeq and is a predicted model, not a curated record. NCBI's taxonomy places the organism in Eukaryota, Viridiplantae, Streptophyta, Magnoliopsida, Rosales, Moraceae. Gene Ontology annotation, biological process: carbohydrate metabolic process. Gene Ontology annotation, molecular function: carbohydrate binding; beta-galactosidase activity. Bases 1 to 2466 code for a protein of 821 amino acids.
AUGAAGUACUGGCUGUCGUUCACGUUGUUUCUGUGCGGUUUUGCAUUGUCGUUUACUGUUUUCUGCAAAGCUCUUGCCGGAAACGUGACGUACGACGGGAGGUCUUUGGUUAUUGAUGGCCAACAUAGAAUUCUUUUCUCUGGUUCCAUUCACUAUCCUCGAAGCACUCCUGAGAUGUGGCCAUCCUUGAUAGCCAAAGCGAAAGAGGGAGGUAUAGAUGUAAUACAAACAUACGUCUUUUGGAACCUUCAUGAACCCCAACAAGAAAAGUAUGAUUUUAGCGGAAGAAAUGACCUUGUAAGGUUCAUUAAGGAAAUUCAAGCACAAGGCCUCUAUGUUUGUCUUAGGAUUGGACCCUUCAUUGAGGGUGAAUGGUCUUACGGGGGUUUUCCGUUUUGGUUACAUGACAUUCCGGACAUCGUCUUCAGAACUGAUAAUGAACCCUUCAAGAAAGAAAUGCAAAGGUUUGCAACGAAAAUCGUGGACAUGAUGAAAGAAGAGAGACUGUAUGCAUCACAAGGUGGGCCCAUUAUACUGUCACAGAUUGAGAACGAGUACAAACUAGUAGAAGAAGCUUUUCAUGAGAAAGGAAAGUCUUAUGUUCGUUGGGCUGCAAACAUGGCAGUGGGGCUUCAAACUGGUGUCCCCUGGGUAAUGUGCAAGCAAGAUGAUGCUCCAGACCCAGUUAUCAAUACAUGCAACGGAAUGAGAUGUGGAGAAACGUUUGCAGGACCUAACUCCCCUCAGAAGCCAGCUCUAUGGACUGAGAACUGGACAAGUUUUGUUGAAACCUAUGGUGAAGAACCAUACAUUAGAUCACCAGAAGAAAUUGCUUUCCAUGUUGCACUCUUCAUUGCCAAAAAGGGAAGCUACGUAAACUACUAUAUGUAUCAUGGAGGAACCAAUUUUGGAAGAUCUGCCUCUGCAUUUGUAAAAACAAGUUAUUAUGAUCAGGCUCCUCUAGAUGAGUAUGGUUUAACCAGGCAACCAAAGUGGGGUCAUCUUAAGGAAUUACACGCUGCAAUGAAGUUAUGCUCAAAGCCUCUAACUUCUGGACAACAAACUACUCUCCCUUUGGGUCAACUGCAACAAGCCUAUGUCUAUGGAGACUACAAAUCAGGAGAUUGUGCAGCUUUCUUAGUCAACAAUGGAAGCAAAGAUGCUGAGGUCCUCUUUUAUAAUGUGUUGUAUCAGCUGCCGCGCAAAUCCAUUAGUAUCUUACCGGAUUGCAAAGCUGUUGCUUUCAACACUGCAAAGGUAAGCACACAAUAUGAUACAAGAACAAUGGUUCCAUGUGAAAAGUUUGGUUCAAAGGAGAGAUGGGAAGACUUCAGAGAGGCCAUGCCUGACUUCGACAAAACUUCUCUAAGAGCAACCGUGUUACUAGAGCAGAUGAACACAACAAAAGACGAAUCUGAUUAUCUUUGGUACACUUUAAGGUUUCAGCACGAUUCCCCGAAUGCUCAGGCUACGCUCAAUGUGCAGUCUUGUGGACAUGUUUUGCGUGCAUUUGUAAAUGGACAUUUUGUAGGAUCUGAACAUGGUUCUCACAACAAUCCAAUAUUCUCACUAGAGAGCAAUAUUACUUUGAGUAAGGGAAUGAACUAUAUCUCUUUGCUCAGUGAAAUGGUUGGAUUGCCGAAUUCAGGAGCAUAUCUCGAGCGAAAAGUCGCCGGACUACGCAGUGUGAGGAUUGAAGGUAAAGAUUUCAGCAGAUACUUGUGGGGUUAUCAGGUUGGAUUGUCAGGUGAACAACUGCAAAUCUAUUCAGAUCUUGGAUCGAGAAAAGUUGAAUGGAACAAGUUUGGAAGCUCGGAUAAUCAACCACAACCUCUCACAUGGUAUAAGAUUGAAUUUGAUGCCCCUGCUGGAAGUGAGCCUCUAGCAUUAAACCUUGGUUCCAUGGGAAAAGGUCAAGCUUGGAUCAAUGGUCAAAACAUCGGCCGUUACUGGGUCUCUUUCCACACAUACAAGGGGCAGCCAUCUCAAACUUGGUACAAUGUCCCUCGGUCCUUCCUGAAGCCUAGUGGCAACUUGUUGAUUCUUCUGGAGGAAGAGAAUGGGAAUCCACUAGGGAUUUCUCUGGAUAGGGUUUCAACAACAAGAGCGUGUGUGAAAGUGUCUGAAUCACACUUACCCCCAGUGACUUCAUGGUUGGUAGAAAAGCAAGGUGGAGUAAAGAAGAACAAUAGACAAAAGAACGGUCGGAAAACACCGCCGUACGUUCAACUCAGCUGUCCCCGAGGAAGGACGAUUUCUAAAAUCCUAUUUGCAAGCUAUGGAAACCCUGCCGGUGAUUGUCAAAGCUAUGCCCAAGGAAGCUGCCACGCAUCUAAUUCCAAAACAAUAGUGAAGCAGGCUUGUUUGGGGAAGAGAAGUUGUUCCAUCUCUGCAUCAAAUGGAAAAUUUGGCGACCCAUGCCCAGGACUCCUAAAAACUCUAGUGAUUGAUGCACAAUGCAAAUGA